CCGCCGGCAGGGACACGCCGUGCGCACUGGGAGCAGCCAUGGCCGACGGUCCGGUGCCGGAGGUGUUGCUGCGGCGGCUGGAGGCGGCUGAUGGCGGCCUGGACAGCGCAGAGGUGGCAGCCCAGCUGGGUUUAGAACACCAGGCUGUGGUGGGUGCCGUGAAGAGCCUGCAGACACUGGGCGAGAUUAUCGAGGCUGAGCUGCGCUCCACCAAGCGCUGGGAGCUUACUGCUGAGGGCGAGGAGAUUGCCCGGGAGGGCAGCCAUGAGGCCCGGGUGUUUCGCAGUGUCCCCCCAGAGGGCCUGCCCCAGAGCGAGCUCAUGCGACUGCCGAGUGGCAAGGUGGGCUUCAGCAAGGCCAUGUCCAACAAGUGGAUCCGAGUGGACAAGAGUGCUGCUGAUGGGCCCCGGGUGUUCCGAGUGGUGGACAGCGUGGAGGAUGAGGUACAGCGGCGGCUCCAGCUGGUCCAGGGUGGGCAGGCCGAGAAGCUGGGAGAGAAGGAGAGGAGCGAGCUCAGGAAGAGGAAGCUGCUGACUGAAGUGACCCUGAAGACCUACUGGGUGAGCAAAGGCAGUGCCUUCAGCACCAGCAUCUCCAAGCAGGAGACAGAACUGAGCCCAGAGAUGAUUUCCAGUGGCUCCUGGCGGGACCGGCCCUUCAAGCCCUACAAUUUCUCGGCCCAUGGUAUCCUCCCUGAGAGCGGCCACCUGCACCCCCUCCUCAAGGUCCGCACCCAGUUCCGGCAGAUCUUCCUGGAGAUGGGGUUCACUGAGAUGCCGACCGACAAUUACAUUGAGAGCUCCUUCUGGAAUUUUGAUGCGCUCUUCCAGCCCCAGCAGCACCCAGCACGUGACCAGCAUGACACUUUCUUUCUGCGAGAUCCACCCCAGGCCCUGCAGCUCCCAAUGGACUAUGUCCAUCGAGUCAAGCGGACUCACUCUCAGGGUGGCUAUGGCUCACAGGGGUACAAGUACAACUGGAAACUGGACGAAGCUCGGAAAAACCUGCUCCGCACGCACACCACGUCAGCCAGUGCCCGCGCCCUCUACCGCCUGGCGCAGAAGAAGCCCUUCACACCAGCCAAGUACUUCUCCAUCGAUCGUGUGUUCCGGAACGAGACCUUGGAUGCCACGCACCUGGCUGAGUUCCACCAGAUCGAGGGCGUUGUGGCUGAUCACGGCCUCACCUUGGGCCACCUCAUGGGCGUCCUGCGGGAGUUCUUCACCAAGCUGGGUGAGCAGGUUGGCUUGGGUGGGCAACGGGAGGAUGCCUUAGUCAUUGGCCUGACCCUCUGCCUCUCUGUUUACCUGCCUCCCCCACCCAGGCAUCACUCAGUUGCGUUUCAAACCGGCUUACAACCCCUACACCGAGCCCAGCAUGGAGGUGUUCAGCUACCACCAAGGCCUGAAGAAGUGGGUAGAGGUUGGAAACUCCGGGGUCUUCCGCCCCGAGAUGCUGCUGCCCAUGGGGCUCCCCGAGAACGUGUCCGUCAUUGCCUGGGGCCUCUCCUUAGAGCGCCCGACGAUGAUCAAAUAUGGCAUCAACAACAUCCGAGAGCUGGUGGGCCACAAGGUGAACCUGCAGAUGGUGUACGAUAGUCCUCUGUGCCGCCUGGACACUGAACAGGGGCCCCCUCCAACACAGGAGGCCGCAUGACAUGAGCCACCCUGGAUAGGCCGCCUUCCCCGACACCCUGCUGCCCCUUGCAUCCCUGCCAGUGACCCCCUUGUACUUACGAGGCCUCUGUGAGGCCAUCCCCCUGCCCCUGGUAUCUCCUUUUCCCCGCUGGCCCCAGGGUCAGGGGAGUGGGUAGCAGGUUCGUUCUGUUGUCCAUCUGUGAGGGUGGGCCUUGGGGAGCCCUGCUGGCCAGCCGCUGGCUAAUAAAGUGGGCAGUUGCCCUCACCUGGUGCCUUUCCUUAGGGGUAGAAGGAUGCUGGAGCCCCGGGUGUGAAGCAUGGCGGGUUGGAGGUCUUGGACCCUUGAGGCCUCCUGACCAGCCUGAGCCAGGUUCCCUCAGGGAAGACCAGUUCUAGCAACCAUCUGUCAGUUUACCUGCUGGUUCAAGGUCUCUUCUAGGUGAAAGGAACAGAACUCCCUACCCCUAUAGAAGGGGCAUUUAGGGAGGGGAGGCCAAGGCAGGUGUCAGGGCCCCAGGAGCCAGAAUUCACUAACUGGGAGCCAAGCAUUGGUGGGCAUGGGGCAUAUAUAUACAGCAAGGUAAGUCUUAAGGGUAAGCUGCUUUUUCUUUUUUUAAAAGAGCAGCUUUAGGUUGAUAGCAAAAUUGAGCAGAAGGUACAGAGAUUGCCUGCAUACCCCCUGCCUUGACAUACCAUAAUCACCCAAAGUCCAUAAUUUACAUUACUGUUGACUCCCUGUGUUGUACGUGGGUUUGGACAAAUGUGUGACAAACGUGGAUUCGUUAUUAUGGCAUCAUAGUAUUUUUACUAUCCUAAAA
Sus scrofa (pig) is the source of this 2455-nucleotide messenger RNA. The record is from RefSeq and is a predicted model, not a curated record. NCBI's taxonomy places the organism in Eukaryota, Metazoa, Chordata, Mammalia, Artiodactyla, Suidae.